UUUCCUUACUGACUCUAUAAAGUCAGCUCUGGUUGCACUAUGUACUCCAGCACUUCACCACGCAGAGGGAAAGGAAGCAAGAGGGGAAAAAGAAGGCUGAAGCAUGAACAAGGCAGAAUUCAUCACUGCUGCAGGAUUUGCCAUAUCAUUGCUGUUCCACAUGACCCAAACUGAGGUGUGUCCUCCUUCCUGCAAUUGUAAGUCACUGGGAGAAACGAAGGGUUUGCAGAUAGACUGCAGUUCAAGGAAGCUGAAGGAAGUGCCUGCCUUGCCCGUUAACACCAAGAGGCUUUAUCUGCAGAAUAACAGCCUGACCACGGUUCCUCCUGGGGCCUUGGACAGCCUGCUCAGUGUGGAGGAAGUAAAAAUAUUUGACAAUCCUUGGAACUGUGACUGUCAUAUUCUGUAUCUAAAAUUCUGGUUAGAAGAUGUCUCUGAACCCUCUCUUGCAAACAUCAGAUGUGCAACUCCUGCUCCUGUGAGGAUGAAGCCCUUGAAGCAGCUGACUGGGAAUGAGCUGGGGACCUGCAAGAAGUCUCUCCCAAUCAAAUGUCUUGAGUUCUUUUGGAGAGACUUAAUUUUAAUUGCUGCAGCAAUAGUUACAUUUAUUUUAGUAGCAUGGGCUCUGAAAUUCUCAAAAAAGGUGGUCUACCAAAUAAACCUACGUCGGUACACCACCAGGGGCCCUCUGUUGUGGAGGCACACCUCCAAAAACCAAAAGCUACAUUGA
This is a messenger RNA of Cygnus atratus (black swan), 730 nucleotides long. RefSeq names its product glycoprotein IX platelet (gene GP9). Bases 104 to 730 code for a protein of 208 amino acids. The record is from RefSeq and is a predicted model, not a curated record. Lineage: Eukaryota; Metazoa; Chordata; Aves; Anseriformes; Anatidae. The transcript has 2 exons.